UGGCUUGUCCUAGCAGGGCUCGUGCUGGCCGCCAACACCGACUCAGUUAUCAUUUGGAAGCAAUGGGUUUAAAACCUUUUACCUACCCAUUUCCAGAGACGAGGUUUCUUCAUGCAGGACCCAAUGUGUAUAAAUUCAAAAUCAGAUAUGGCAACAGCAUCAGAGGGGAAGAGAUAGAAAAAAAGGAAGUCAUCUCCCAGGAGCUGGAGGAUUCUGUUCGUGUGGUCUUGGGAAACUUGGACAACCUGCAGCCAUUUGCUACAGAACACUUCAUUGUGUUUCCCUAUAAAAGCAAGUGGGAGAGAGUGUGCCAUCUGAAAUUCAGACACGGGGAAGUGGCCUUGGUCCCUUACCCAUUUGUUUUCACUCUCUAUGUGGAGCUGAAAUGGUUUCAUGAAAGUCUGUCACCUGGAAAACCAGUAGGUGACCAUACUCCUGGAUCGGUCCUCUCUGACCGGAAGGUCGCAGGAGCCAUGCUGCGCAAGCGGAGAUGCCCGGAAGUGCCCAGCUCCGCCAGCGUGCCAGGGCUGGCCAGCAUCAAGAUGGGGACUUCCAGCCAAGGCCCCAGGAAAAAGAAGCCUCUCGCAGAAACCAGGAGGGAUAGGGAAAGAAAAACCCAGCUGGAAUGGCAGGAGGCCCCAGCGUUUGAUGGCGCCGACGGCCCGGAGCAGGACUCUGAGUUGGGGGGCCGCCUCGCAGCGCAGAUUACCCCACCACUCCAGCAGAACCAUGUGCCUCGGCCUAGAGGACCAGCGGAGCCAGGAAGCGGUGGCUUCUUCGGCUUCCUCAGCUCUCUCUUCCCGUUUCGGUAUUUCUUCCGAAAGAGCGGCCAGAGGGCCUUCCAGCCGCAGCGGCCUGCUACCGGGCGUCCUCCCUGCUCACGGCAUUCCGGUCUUGGGAAAUGAAGGCCCCAGAGCCCCUGAGUCCUCCUGUGACUGUCCUGUCUUUUGCCCCUUUACAAUGAAAUGGAGUUUAUCCCAUUUAAAG
Condylura cristata (star-nosed mole) is the source of this 987-nucleotide messenger RNA. RefSeq names its product chromosome unknown open reading frame, human C11orf85 (gene MAJIN). The transcript has 11 exons. Gene Ontology annotation, cellular component: nuclear inner membrane. NCBI's taxonomy places the organism in Eukaryota, Metazoa, Chordata, Mammalia, Eulipotyphla, Talpidae. Gene Ontology annotation, biological process: homologous chromosome pairing at meiosis; meiotic attachment of telomere to nuclear envelope. Gene Ontology annotation, molecular function: DNA binding. Bases 63 to 905 code for a protein of 280 amino acids. The record is from RefSeq and is a predicted model, not a curated record.